Messenger RNA from Pediculus humanus corporis (human body louse), 261 nucleotides. RefSeq names its product cytochrome c oxidase subunit VIIa. Gene Ontology annotation, biological process: mitochondrial electron transport, cytochrome c to oxygen; regulation of oxidative phosphorylation; mitochondrial respirasome assembly. Bases 1 to 261 code for a protein of 86 amino acids. The transcript has 2 exons. The record is from RefSeq and is a predicted model, not a curated record. NCBI's taxonomy places the organism in Eukaryota, Metazoa, Arthropoda, Insecta, Psocodea, Pediculidae.
AUGAUUCAAUUAAUUAAAAGAACACCUUUUUUGGCCCAAACGUGUGCUAGGAAUUUUGGAACAUCUGAAUUGCGGCUCGAUAAAGAUAGAUUGUCCAAAAUAAAAAAGUAUCAAGCUCAUUUUCAAGUUAUGAAUGAUCUUCCGGUUCACCUAAAAGGAGGAAGCCUAGAUGUAGUAUUAUAUUACACAUCAACAGCAUUAGUAAUUUUGGGUGUAGGAAUGUCUUUUAGAGCUAUGUAUCAGUUGGCAAAUAAGAAAUAA